Messenger RNA from Acinonyx jubatus (cheetah), 16112 nucleotides. It is a transcript of the gene NHS, whose product is annotated as NHS actin remodeling regulator. The coding region runs from base 7963 to 12579 and encodes 1538 amino acids. Gene Ontology annotation, biological process: lens development in camera-type eye; cell differentiation. The transcript is spliced from 9 exons. The record is from RefSeq and is a predicted model, not a curated record. NCBI's taxonomy places the organism in Eukaryota, Metazoa, Chordata, Mammalia, Carnivora, Felidae.
ACAUGCGAAGAUAGCGAACAAUGAACUAAUCAUUACUCACCAGCAUUUUCUUCAAAAGAAACAGCUUUUGUUGAAAGCGGUGAGAAUUCCAAAUGCUGAACAUUUUUUUCCUAUCAAAUAAAGUUGGUAACUAAUGUAGCGAUUAGGAAGACUGCAAGAGUUGAAAUGGCAACCUACAGCCAAAGUUGAGAACCAUUAUUUCUUCCUUUCUCCGUCCAGUUCGGCCCUAAUUUGGUUUGUAAUUAUUCCUUUCUUCCUAGUGCUGAUUUCCAUCCAUCUGUAAGUUUCCCAAGCGUGUGGGAAGGGGAGGGUGGACAUCUCUUGCCCCUCCCCUGACCUGUGGCUCUGGAUACCCUGUCUUCUUAAGGAGCAUGAGCACCGUGGUUGAAUAUGACAAAACCGACGCCCCGUGCUAACACUCUGUGGUUUUCUGGGUCUGUGGCGUUGCUCCUCCGUUUCCUGGAGGGCUUCCGGGGUCACGCGUCGGCAUUUGUAGACUUUCAGCACAUCAUCUCUCCCUCACUUCCUUCCAUCCGCCGACGGUCUCCGGAGGGUGGUUCUGGGCCACUCACCUUGGUGAUUCUUUUCCCCAAACCGUGUGACUCACUGUCAGCCUGAGAAGCCCAGGGUUGGAGGAGGGAAGGUGGGCUUCUGGGACAGAAGGCUGUGUGUUUUUAUUUUAUUUCACUUCAGUUUAUGGAAUUUGUGUUCAAACCAGUAGUUCUCAGCCAGCAGUGUUUGUUUUCACAUGUGACUAGAAAUUGAUUUUAAAUAACUUCGUUAGGUAACCUUUUGUGUAUGGCCAGUCACCCCCAUGGUUAGUAGCUGGAAAAUCAAUGGGAGGUUCUUCUGCUCUGGGAUGGCCCUGUCGAACUCUGCGGGGCUUACUUUUCGUCUGUAGUCAUUCAUCUGGGGCCGGAUGACCCAGGCUGGCCUCCUUCACGUGUCUGGUAGUUAGCAGGCCGCGGACCAGAAUAAGGGGAGCCACUGGGCCACACAUGCGUCGUCGUCCAACGCACUAGCCUAUGCUCCAGGGAGAGUGGCAGUAAGCAUGGGUAGGCACCAAGGUUGGCAAAGGUAGAAGCUGCAAGGCUUCUUGAGGCUCGGGCUCAGAACACAUUCAGUGUCACUUCUAGCGCAUUCUGUGGGCCGAAUCUAGUCUUAAGGCCUGCUCAGAUUCAAGGCAGAGAAUCUGAUGGAAUGAACUAACAAGCACUGUAGCUGUUUUUGAAAUCUACCAUGAUAACCAAACAUCCUUAUUUGCAAAUUCUGUAAAUAUACAAAUGAAAACAGAUCUGGAGUUCUUCCACUAAUAAGGUAACUCUCACUUACAUUCACACAGACUUUAUACCUGGGGAAGAAGCGGGGGCGGUCAUUGGCCCGGGCCAUGACAGUGAAUGAUCCGUGUAAAUACCAUCUAUCAAUCUGUCGCAUGGGUCAUGGCAGAAAAAGGUUGCAGACAGCUGUCCGCGAGGCAAGGUGGUGAGGCAGAGAGAACGUGAACCUUAGAUUCAGGCGGACCUGAGUUCAGACUCCCAUCUCCCCAGAGUAUUAACCGGAUGGCCUUGGGCAAGUGGCUUAACCCCUCUAAGCAUCAAUUUCCUCAAGCAUAAAAUGGGAACACUACCUAAGGCAUACGGCUGUUGCAGUAAAUAGCCAUUUCAUGUUAGUUUCCUUCCGUCUCCUUAAUUUUUUGAAAUUCACAGGUAGCGACCAUAGUCACUCUCUUCUACACAGAAUCAAAGCUGCCCAGUCCCUUUUCCUGCCAGAUACUGGCUUUUUGUUUUCACAUAUUGCAGAUCUUUGAAAGAUGACUUUGACAUAGUAGUUUUCAACCUGGGAUCUUGGCAGUCUUUGCAAAAACAUAAGCUUACAUAAGUUAACAACUCCAAGACAAUUCUCUGUUUCGGUGCUACAAAUUAUUUCACGUUUUUGAGUUGUGCAUGGCUGGUUUUUCUUUCUGGUCUGGUGGAAUUCUGGAAACCCACCAUCGGAAAAGCAGGCUUUGAAAUAAUAGAAGUUGGGCAACAACGUACGGGAACGAUGUUCUCUCAGAAAGGAUGCAUUUACACUGGAUGAGGUUUUCAAACACAUCUAAGAGCUCUAAGUAGUGAAGUUGGUCUUUGGGGGCUGGAGGAGGCCAGAUUGGGCAAAACCUCUGCUUCUCCUCUGAUGCAUUCCGUAGGGCUCCAUUUUGGCUAAAUCAUCAUAAUUCCCACCAAGACAGCACAGAAUGAUAAUGGUUUUAUUUAUUAUUUUAUAUGCAUUGCCAGUAUAUGCAAAGCUUUAUAGCUCGCCAUAAAUCGAGAGGGAUUAUCGCAGCUGUUACUUAUUUUAACAGGUCACAAUACAGUAGUUUAUGCCAGAUGGUUUGGAGAAUUUUGAGAGAGAAAUUUUAUACAGGCAGCCAUAUAGAUACAAGCUUGGAUAGUCGUACCCUGAAAUUAAUUUACAUUUGUUAUGAUAUAAAAUAUAUAUGAAUAAACACAUAGCUCCUUAUGAACGAGUGAGCCAUUUUAUAGCACUGAUUUCUUCUGGAAGUUGUGGGGUCUCUUGUGAGCAGUGGCGGGGAGACGGCAAGAGUAACGUGCCGCUAAAGAGAGACGGGAGUUGAGGCUCAGCCACGUCCAUCGCCACAAAGGGGAUUCCAGCUGGCUUCGGGGAAGUGAACUUUGGAAGCAAAACUGGGUUUCCAUCAUUGGAACCAAAGAGAAUACAUAAAGCAGGGAAUCCGCCCCACAUAAACAUAAGGAGAGCGUGGUGGGGAGUAGAGCUUGCAUUGGGAUCCCCAAGGUCACGAACAAGGUCGUUCUGGGGCAAAAAGUUUACCCAGCCUGGGCAGAUCACAGAACGUAUUAUCGCCCUUGCAGGUGCUAAAGUUUCUGUGUGGAGAGGUCAGUUUGGAAUGGUCACAGAAAUGGGAAGGAGAACUAAAAGCACUGAUGAUCAGAAACCAUUUCAGAAGGUAUUUUGGGUUCCAGGUUUCACAGAACAAUAGGCUUCCAGAAUGCCAGACCUAGAGAAAGCCUUAUAGAUCAUCUCCACCCUCCUUGUCUCAUAGAUGAAGAAACAGACCAAGUGGUCACCUUGGUUCUUUCAGUAAAAAAGUAAAGUCAGACUGUCGAGGUCUUUGGACACCGUCAGCUUCCUCCAGUCUCCAUGUCACCGGUCUGCCCCACCGACUCCCCUGCUGUGUGCCACCUUGCGCUGGGAGAGGACCGCAUCCCCACCAUCAGAAUAAUCCAAGGACCAGGUGGAAAGCCCAGCUCGGUUUUCUUGGCAAAUCGCCCCAAGACAUAAAGUUAAUUCCCCCUCUGGAACAGGAAUAGAAUUACUUAGUUUUUUCAAGUCCGUUCUUCUAGCUCCUCUAGGCGAGGGGCCAACUACUAUCUGUUGGUGUCUGCAAAACAAGGAAGCAGAAGAGGGGAGUUUAAAACAGAUUUGGGCCCUAUAACGGGUAUAAUCUCCAUGCAGAAAAAUCAGGAAGUGGCAGUGUUUUGAAAGCUGAAUAGCCCAUGAAUGUCAAGGGACGGAACUAGAAGCUUUAUUGUGGACUCCCCCAGGAUGACUAGUGGAAAAACUGAAAAUCUGUAGGCUUGGUAAUACUGAAAUGCCCCGCCGAUUCCAGAGAUGCUCGGCUUCCAGUAGCUCCGGCCGUCUGGAACACGGCUCUAAGCCUGAAGGUAAGUGAGGGGGAGCUCCCCAAGGCUGCAAGAUAGUUGCCAGCAAGCCCAUGCAGUCGAUUCAGAACCUGGCCUGGGUUCUUGCUCAAACCAUUAGUAACUCUUGUUUGAUGAACAGAUGUUACCGAGCCGUGGUGUCUGUUUUCUUCAGCUCGCUGUGGAUUCAAACCGUGGGGAAGGAGCUAGGAGGGUGAGAAGGGAAUGCCAGUGGAGAGCUGAAUAUCAAGGAAAGAGCUUGGAAAUCUGAAAAGGAGGCUUUGAAAUGUGUUACCAUAGAGACCAAUAAUAAGCCUUCUUAAUAAAGACCCCAAGUAAUCACCAAAGCAUUAAAUCGUGUUUCGUAUCAUCUGAUUAAAGAGAUAGGGAAGCGAAUCGUUCAAGGUAGGCCAAAUUCUGGCAGUAAAAUCCUCGCCGCUUUCGGAGGCUUUUUCCUCACAUACGCUGAAGUCUCAUGCAGGUCAGCCUUCGGUCAUUUGGGUGGCAGGGCUCCUUCCGUCUCGGGGUUCCAGCACCCCCGUAGAGCAUCUGUGUCUAGCCAGCGGGGGAGAGAAGGGAGCGUCCGGAGGAAUGGGUGGGAGUUUGUGUGGGCCGGGCCUGGAGGCAGGGUGGCCGCGGGAGAAAGGUGGAGACGGUCUUAUGAACUGACUAGCCACUUUCUUCCAGGGAGAGUAUAGACUGAGCUUUCAAAUAACAAGGGGCUGGUGGUUGCACAAACUAGCCACACGCAAACUCACCCACGUAGACCUCUGUGUUUCCUGGCAAUACCAGGAAAGGGGAAUAUCUGUGUCCUGAGCCACAAUACAGAGCAUGGGCUGGCAGACUGUGGCCCGUGGGCCCAAUCUCACCCACUGCCUGUUACCGCGGAUGAAGUUUUAGUGGAACACGGCCACGUCCGUUCAUCGUGAGCUGCACACAACAGCAGCGUGAACUGGCUGCAACAGACGCGGCGUGGCCCGCCAAGACUACGGUCUUUACUCUCUGGCCCGUCACAGCACGAGUUUCUGAUCCCCGCUCUAGGUCACCGCUGGCCUAAGGGAGGACACGUGUGCGACUGUUUCUUCCUGGGACCCAGCAUCCUUGGCUUCCAGUCAAAACAAGCGGGAUACCCACGCGGACGGGGACGUAACCUCUGCCCUCAGAAUGCCAGCUCCGACAGGGCCCAGACUCCGCCCCGUCCCUGCCAGCACGUAGCACGGUCCGUGGCAUCUGAGAGAUGUUCGAUAAAUGCUUCUAUUUGGCCCCUCAGCCACAGGAAGAAUCAGGUACCCUGACCACCACACGGGGGACAGGGAGCCCGGGAAAACGACAGUAUGAGCGUGCGUGUGGAGACUUCCAGCAGUUGGGAAGGAACGGCCUUCGUUGGGCUUUUACCAUGUGCCAGGUGCCACCUAUUAUUCUGUUUACUCGCCCUGACAGCCCUGUAAGUGAGGUGUUACUGUUUGCAUUUUACAAAGGAGGAGACCAAGGUUCAGAGAAGUCGAGUUAUUUUCCCAAGGCCACACCGCUAAGAGCUGGAGGAGCUAGGAUUCAAACACAGGUCUUCCUGGGAUAAAAGCCCAGGUAUUUUCGUCCACAUCAUGGGAAUUGCUAAAACUUUAUUCAAAUGCAGCCCAGCGACAUCGUUUCUUUUCAUCGUCACUGUUAACAACAACCUCACUCUCGUAAAGAUCAAUGCGGAGGGGCGGACAUGGCCAUUUUCAUGGCUUCACGGAGUUCAGCCAAGGCUCUCCCUGGAUAGAGCAGGCCUGAAAGCCUGGGGCAACACAGUUCAACCCUUGGGAUGUGUGAUUAGUGACUUGGCCAACUUGGCCACCGGCUCCCUGUGAUCUUGCCAGGGAUCGCUGUAGAAGGUGGCCACUUUGCUCACCGAAACAUAAAUUCUCACGUCAAAGCCUGAGUAGUUGGAGUCACUUGAGGCGGGCAGCUCCCGGUGUCCCCGGUGGAGUGGGUCUGGGCGUGCGUUAACACACAGAUCUCCAGGCCUUGCCGCGAGCCUCUCCCCGGUGCUGGUGUCACGAGCCCCCAGGUGCUGCUGGUGCCACUGAUCCUUUGGUGACCGAACCCAAGGGAAAGAACCCCCCGUUUCUUUUCAGAAGCUCUGACUGGCAUCCUGCCCACCCCACGCUUUCCGCUCUCUCAGUCCUUGUGGAAGUCUGAGAGGCCCAGGUCUGCCCUUGGCGGGCAAAACUGCUCUCGUGGACCUCUCGCCGGACAUCUGGCACUCUGGAUCAUGCUGUCUUCUUGAAACCGUUUUGUCCCUUGGCUUGUGAGAUAGGGCCCUCCCUCCCUGCCUCCCGGUCUCCCGCUUCUCUCGCUUCUCUGACUCCUCUCAUUCUGAUGGCCUCUUUUCCUUUGCCCACCGACCCCGUCAACUUCGGGGUUCAUGGCUGUCUUCUCAGCCUCACUGGGGGAGUAGUGGCCACGCCACUUCUUCCCUCCCCAUCCUUUCUGUCCUAGCCACACACUGUCUCCCGGGGAGGCUCCAGCCACAUUCCCCAUCCUUCCUGGAGGCUGGCAGCCGUCCAAGGAGGUUGGUGUGAGUGGGGUCAGAAGACAGCAGCCAACCUAGACUAACUCGGGUUGGAUGCGAUAUUUCAUGUGACUACGAUCAUAAUUCAUAGUAAUGCCAAUUAGGAAGUGCCCUACCCGUGCACCUGCAAACCCCGUGAUUUCUUACGACCUUGGCAAGUCAAGUGUUUCACCACAAUUUGUCAAUGAUGGAGGAGUCGCAGGCCCCACGGACCGGGUAAUGCCCACACAUGUAAAUGAGCCUGGGGCAUAAACCUCCCUAUUUGAAGACGGACGACCUGGUCAGAAAAUAGUCAUGUUUUCCUGAAAUGGGUUUCCAAGGCAUCAAGACAAAUUACCUACAGCUGUGCCCCGCAAGCCAUCUUGGGAUGAUUUCGUUCCCUGGUCUUUCCCCCGUGUUAUAUGUUGGGGUAUAUCCCGUAAGUGUUGCAGUGGCCCGAAACGGCUUUUGGUCUUUCGCAUGCCGUUGUCGUAUAUACAACCUAGCAGCCUCAGGCAGGGGCACGCACUGCUGUGGUUUUUAGCCCUGGUUCGACACCAUAGCUGGCUUAGUAAAUCACCCUUCCCUGGAGAUCACUUCAUGGCUCUGAAGGCAUUGUCUCUGCAGUGUUUUUAAGCCUGAGCAGGGUGAGUUGUAUCUAGCAUGCAAGGUCUCAGGGACCGGGGAUGAAGAGGGGGAAGGGACGCAAUGGUACAAUUUGCGGGCUGCUCUAGUCCUGUUACACACGGGGCGCGGGCUCCGCGCCAGUCUCAGUCUUCCCUCUUGCCCCGGGGCUGGAGGAGUUGGCGCGGGCGUCUCGUCGUCGUCGUCUCUGAUUCUAACGCUGUUGGUCAGAGACUGGGGACAGGGGAGGUGAGAAGGGAGCCACGGGGGUGCGGUGCUGAGCAGCCGCGGCCGGUCCAGCCUGUUGGUGAUGUGCCGAGCCCGCCGCCACUCCGGGCAUGGGUAACACGCGGCCCCAGCAGCCGCACCACCGGAGGAGGAGACGCACAGGUACCCGAAAUCCGGACCCAGGAUCCUCCGCAACCCCCGGCUUGUCUACGCUCACAGGGCCGGCUCUGUGGCCCGCUCCCGCGCACCGCCGAGUUUGGGGCUGGGGGCCGAGUCCUGCGGCUCACUGCGGCUGGCGGCAGGGGACGGAUUAUUUUUAGCAGGUUCCACUUUAGCCCAGUGGAACCGGGAGAUGUUCGCGGAGCCGGGUGGUUGUCUGCAGAGCGUUGGUGCAACCGUGCCUGCUGCCCGGGAGGUUUGGCUGCCGCAGUCCCCUCCAUUCACUGGGCUGUAAAUCGAAGCUGUCUACGCGGGCGGGCGAGGCGCUCGAUCUCAGCGUGGCCCUGGGGCUACGUCCCGCCCAGGUCUCCCGGCACCUGAUUUCCCAGUGGUCAAUUAGGUGUCUCAGCCUGCAGCAUUGAAGCAGUGGAGGGGCCAAUGCCCCAGCUUUGAUGGAGCGCGCCGUGCGCAGAGACCUCCCCAGUCGACUUCCUCAUCAGAAGGCAGCAUCCAUUCAUAAUUCUCUCUCUGCCUGUGGACCGAGUUAGGCUGGAGCUGGGCAUGGACUCCCGCGAUCUCCCUUUUUGCAUCUGAAGGCGAAACUAAGAUAAAAGGCAAAAGGAAGAAGGAAUGCGGUCCUAACGCAACAAGGCGCUGGAAAGCCCCCGAGAGGCCUCUCCUUUGCGGGGAGAGGGAGAAGAGGCAGAUCGUGAGCCCAGCGCCCCAGCCAGCUGCUGCUUCGCUGCGGAGCCGGCACGCAUGCCUACCUCACCUGACGGCCGCAUUCCCGGGGAGCCGGCACGGGGCCCGGCGGCGCGCCCAGGGCGCACGGGCGGUAGGAUUUCUGCACCGGGAGAACGAUGCGCGGGCGGGCUUCCCAGGGCCGAGCCCGAGCCUGAGCGGGCGCCCGCGGAGGCUAGCCUUGGCGCGGUGCCCCACCGCAACCCCCCGGGAUGCUCCGCGACUCGCAGCCCAGGCCACUCCGCCGUCUCCAACCUGGACAUUGAGAGUAAGCUGAGCGUAUACUACCGCGCCCCGUGGCACCAGCAGAGAAACAUCUUCCUCCCGGCCACGAGGCCGCCCUGCGUGGAGGAGCUGCACCGCCGUGCCCGGCAGAGCCCGCAAGCCCUGCGCAGAGAACACCGCAGCCGGAGCGAUCGCCGGGAGCAGAGAGCCGCUGUCCCCCUUUCUGUAGUGGCUCCUCCACUGCCAGCCUACCCCCCAGCUCACAGCCAGAGGAGGCGCGAAGUAAAGGACCGGCACUUCUUAACGUUUAACAGCACCCGUUCGCCCUCCCCCACUGAGUGUUGCCACAUGACCCCAUGGAGUAGAAAGUCCCAUCCCCCAGAAGAUGAAGACACAGAUGUCACGUUAGGGCAGAGGCCGAAAAACCCGGUACACAAUAUCCCCUCGACACUGGACAAGCAGACCAACUGGAGCAAAGCACUGCCUCUCCCAACACCAGAGGAGAAAAUGAAACAAGAUGCCCAAGUGAUCUCUUCUUGCAUUAUUCCCAUCAAUGUCACUGGAGUUGGUUUUGACAGAGAGGCUAGUAUACGCUGCUCUCUUGUUCAUUCACAAUCCGUACUACAGCGGAGACGAAAACUGAGGAGGAGGAAAACCAUCUCGGGUAUCCCCAGAAGAGUCCAACAAGAAAUAGAUUCUGAUGAAUCCCCUGUGGCCAGGGAGAGGAAUGUGAUCGUGCACACACAUCCAGACCCUUCCAGCACUGUCAACAGGAGGUCUGGAACCAGGGACUCGGAGUGCCAAACCGAAGAUAUUCUGAUUGCUGCUCCAUCCAGAAGGAGAAUCAGAGCUCAAAGGGGUCAGAGCAUCGCAGCUUCCCUUUCUCAUUCUGCCGGCAACAUCUCCGCGUUGGCAGACAAAGGCGACGCCAUGUUUACUACAGCAGUGAGCAGCCGCACAAGAUCUCGGAGCCUUCCCCGGGAGGGCAACAGAGGUGGGGAUGCUGAGCCCAAAGUUGGUGCUAAACCCUCGGCAUAUGAAGAGGGGGAGCCUUUCGUGAGUGACCAAGAAAGAAACACUAAUGAUUGCAGUGAUGCCCCCAGCAGCCCGAGUGCACAGGAACGCCAGCCUGCUCUGGGCCUGGCUUGCUCUCAACAUCUUCACAGCCCCCAGCACAAGUUAAAUGAGAGAGGGAGGUCGCGUCUAUCCCGAAUGGCUGCCGAUUCUGGUAGCUGUGACAUCUCCUCCAACUCGGACACCUUUGGGAGCCCCAUCCACUGCAUCUCCACGGCUGGCGUCCUCCUCAGCAGCCACAUGGACCAGAAGGACGAGCACCAGUCAUCCAGCGGCAACUGGAGUGGGAGCAGCUCCACAUGCCCCUCACAGACCUCAGAGACGAUUCCUCCUGCAGCUUCUCCUCCCCUCACUGGCUCUUCACACUGUGACUCGGAGUUGUCCCUAAACACGGCCCCUCAUGCUAAUGAGGAUGCCACUGUCUUCGUGACCGAGCAGUACAACGACCACCUGGAUAAAGUGAGAGGCCACCGGGCAAACUCCUUUACCUCCACGGUGGCCGACCUGCUGGAUGACCCCAACAACAGCAACACAAGUGACAGUGAGUGGAACUACCUGCAUCACCAUCACGAUGCCUCCUGCCGCCAGGAUUUUAGUCCUGAACGCCCCAAGGCAGACAGCCUAGGCUGCCCGAGCUUCACAAGCAUGGCCACCUAUGACAGCUUUCUGGAAAAGUCUCCAUCAGACAAAGCAGACACUAGCUCUCACUUUUCAGUGGACACAGAAGGAUACUACACUUCCAUGCACUUUGACUGUGGCCUCAAAGGUAACAAGAGUUAUGUCUGUCACUAUGCAGCCCUGGGCCCAGAGAAUGGCCACGGCAUGGGGGUUCCUCCUACUCUCCCGGACUGUGCCUGGCAGGACUACUUAGACCACAGGAGGCAGGGAAGACCAAGCAUCUCUUUCAGGAAACCAAAGGCAAAGCCGACCCCACCUAAACGGAGCUCAUCACUGAGGAAGUCCGAUGGAAAUGCAGACGUUUCUGAGAAGAAAGAACCAAAGAUAAACACUGGCCAGCUCCUGCCUCACAGUUCCAGGGAAAUGAAGCUGCCUCUUGAUUUCUCCAACACGCCUUCUCGAAUGGAAAAUGCCAACCUUCCCACCAAGCAGGAAUCUUCUUGGAUGAAUCAGAGUGAACAUGGUAUUAAGGAACCUCAGUUAGACACUUCAGAUAUUCCACCAUUCAAAGAUGAAGGUGCUGACUCAACUCACUAUGCAGAUCUCUGGCUUCUAAAUGACUUGAAAACAAAUGAUCCUUACAGAUCUUUAUCUAAUUCAAGCACUGCUACAGGUACCACAGUUAUCGAAUGCAUCAAAUCUCCAGAGAGCUCUGAGUCCCAAACAUCCCAGUCAGAAUCAAGAGCCACCACCCCAUCUCUUCCUUCUGUUGACAAUGAGUUUAAACUGGCUUCACCAGAAAAGCUGGCCGGCUUGGCAUCCCCAUCAAGUGGCUACUCGAGCCAGUCUGAAACACCAACCUCCUCUUUCCCUACAGCUUUCUUUUCUGGUCCACUGUCUCCUGGAGGUAGCAAAAGAAAACCGAAAGUCCCAGAAAGGAAAUCCUCACUACAGCAACCCUCUUUAAAAGAUGGAGCUCUGUCACUGAGUAAAGACCUUGAACUUCCAAUUAUACCUCCCACCCAUCUUGACCUAAGUGCUCUUCAUAGUGUCUUGAAUAAACCAUUCCACCACCGUCACCCACUGCAUGUGUUUAGUCAUAAUAAGCAGAACCCAGUAGGAGAAACACUCAAGUCCAAUCCUCCACCAUCCCUUGCAAUUACACCGACAGUCCUGAAAUCUGUGAACCUUAGGUCCAUCAGUAAGUCUGAAGAAGCUAAACAAAAAGAAGGCAACAAUACAGAUCUCCCCUACUUAGAGGACAAUGCUCUCGCAAUGGCUGCCCUGUCGCCAGGCAAGAUGAAGCCACAUUUGGCUAAGAAAUCAGUAUCACGUCAGUACUCCACUGAAGACACCAUACUGUCCUUUUUAGACUCCUCUGCACUUGAGAUGGGACCAGAUAAACUACAGCUAGAGAAAAAAUAUACUUUUGAUGUAAAGAAUCAUUGUGACCCAGAAACAGUUACCUCAGCUGGUAGCAAUCUUCUAGAGUCAAGUGUCACAAGAGACCCAAUACCUAUGGAGAGUGAGCCCAUUCCAGAAAACACACCAAGUAAAACUUGUGACUUUCCCACAGAAGGAUUUCAGAGGGUCUCUGUCGCCCGCCUAAGUGAUGUGGAUGGUAAAACACUCCAAUAUGGAGCUGGUGCAGAUGAAGCCCCGGCACAGGCGCAGAAGGCAUCCUCUGCAGGUGGAGAGGAAGCUGCUCAACUGGAGUCUGCAGAUGUGCUGACAUCUCAGUCGGACGCACCAACCAGACCCACAGACAUAAGCAAUCCCCUUAAGCAUCAACUGGGGAUGAGCCGCCACCAUGACCAAGUGCCUGGGAAUAUCAGCUACGAAGCAGAGGUAUCAACUGCAAAUCCAUGCCCUGAAAAACGUUCCGAGCAGGAAAAUAUUGCUUCAGGUAUUUCAGCCCAAAGUGCCUCUGGUAACAGCGGAGCAGAGGAGACCCAAGGAAGUAUGGAGGAGGUUUCACUGAAAGAAUCGUCACCGAGUGAUGACUCUAUGAUUUCGCCACUCAGUGAAGACUCUCAGGCUGAAGCAGAGGGUGUGUUCGUGUCUCCAAACAAACCUCGUACAACUGAGGAUUUAUUUGCAGUCAUUCACAGGUCCAAGAGGAAAGUCCUUGGAAGAAAAGAUUCUGGGGAUAUGUCUGCUCGAAGCAAAUCGAGAGCUGCUCUUGGCAGCGGCAGCGCCGGAGCCGGUUCUGUCACUUCGCCCAACAGCAGCGUGAGCACGCCAAACAGCCAGAGGUCUCCCGGCCUCAUCUACCGAAACGCCAAAAAGUCCAACACAUCGAACGAAGAGUUUAAGCUGCUGCUGCUCAAGAAAGGAAGCCGCUCGGAUUCCAGUUACCGCAUGUCUGCUACUGAGAUCCUGAAGAGCCCCAUCCUGCCCAAACCCCCGGGGGAGCUCCCGGCGGAGUCCCCGCAGAGCGCCCAUGAGGCCCAUCAGGGGGCCCCUGGAGCCGAGGUGUUGUCCCCGCUGUCUCCAUGCUCCCCAAGAGUGAACGCAGAAGGCUUCUCCUCCAAGAACUUUGCCACCUCAGCAUCCGCAAGGGUCGGGCGCUCCCGAGCGCCCCCCGCGGCCAGCAGCAGCCGCUACAGCGUCCGCUGCAGGCUCUACAACGCGCCCAUGCAGGCCAUCUCCGAGGGGGAGACAGAAAAUUCUGACGGGAGUCCCCACGACGACCGGUCCUCCCAGAGCUCCACCUAGGUGGCCCGGGCCAGGCUGGCUGGCAGAGGCCAGAGCCCUUGGUCCUAACAGGACGCAGGACCGGUGCGGAGGACUGGGGGGCGGGAGGGGGGAUGGGUGUCGGCACACCACGGGGCACCAUCGGGCACCAUUGCUGCUUCCCAACGAAUUCCUAAACAUUCGCUGGGGAAAUGGAAGCUGGUUUGGUCUUUCUUGAUUAUUUUCCAUGUUUUUAAGUAGCUGCACCGUCUUUCAUAUUUUUCUUUAGUAUAGUUUGAUUUACCCAAUCUCAUUCCUUUUAUAAUACAGAAUUUGAAGAUGUCUGCUUUUCAUGAAACCUAGAAAAAGUUUUCCCAGAGCUGCCUAUUCAAAAAACAAAGCCCUCACUGUCAUAAUUCUUAAGAAGAUGAAAUUACUCUGGAGGUUUGGUAUUUUUUUACAUUAAAAUGAACUACAGCAAAAUUUAGAAGAAAGAACUACACACAUGUAAAUACCAUAUUUUUGAUAAAAAUGUGUAAAUAGAUUUAUCAAUGACGAGUGGACAUGUGGCCAAUUAUCUACUACAAACCAACUGUUUAAAAAACACAAGAAAUAAACUGUAAUAAUUGUAUUCUGUGAAUACCAUUUUCAUAUCAAAUACCAUAUUUAAAUGUCCACCAAUAUGAUUUUCUGAGUGAUAAACCUCAGUUAUGAAUUUUAAACUGGCGAAAUAAAGGAAAUCUUGAGGUCAUAUACUGAAACGUGAUUAAUUUAAAUUAAUGAAUUCAGACCUAACCAUUUUUGUGACAAAUUGCAGCACCAAACAAGCAAAUAGUAACACAUGGCUAUGAUUUACCAUGUGGUAAUUUGGACAGAAUGGAAAGCAUGCUUUUGAUUUUUUUUUUAAUCAAUGAGAAGAAUCAUUCUCAACACAAAGCCCCGAAGAACAGCAUCUGACAGUGUCUUUUAGACUUUUAGUUUUUCAAUGGAUUGCUUUCAAGAGAAUGAAUAGGGAAAACAAUACUUAAUUUUAGGUUAUGUUUUAUAUUAGGCUACUGGGGGCAUAAACAGUCAUAAUCUAAUGACUAUGAACUCCUUAAACAGUGUAGCAAUUAGCUCCAGGUUCUUUAACUAACAAAAAUAAAACAUAAGCAUGCCACAGAGCUAUUGACUUAUCAGUAAGUACCUGCAAUGAGUUUUCAGUGAAGCUUUCUCUCUGUGCUGAUGAGAUUCACGCUACCUAAAAAGUAACAGAAAUGACACUGUGAACAAUAUAGUUGGGAAAUAGGUAUGUGUAUAUGCAUUAUUUAUAUUCGCUGUUAAACUGGGAAUGGGGAACAGCUCUGGUUCACAACACUACAUACAAAUGAGUUUUUGUCUGAUUUUACUGUAUCUGCUUGAUGGCGAAAGGGGAGGGGUGGUGGGUGGGAAAGGAAAUGUCAGGGCGAGUGCUCUGAUAAAAUGAAGGCAGGGAAACAAGCUGAAUUACUUGAAAUUACUUGAAUUUUCUUGUCUUAAAGCUGAAAAAAAAGUAGUUACAAGUUGAAAUCUGCAAAUGGUUCUUACACCUCUGAUUUUAACAUGAAAUGAUACUAAUGUUUGAAAUGCUUUGUCAGAAAUAUAAGCAGCUAUGUACUUAGAAUAUGUUUUGAUUGGGACAAGGUAGAAUGUAGAGAGAACUAAGAAGGGAUAUGGCCUAUAAAUGAAUAGAAUGUAAUUAGAAUGAUAGAACAGACCAGAGUUAUGAAGAAAUUGAUAAGCAGCUGGCUUUAAGUUUAUGCAAGUGGUAUUUGGGAAAGUAGGAUGUGUGACAGGGGGUUUGUGGCUUUGGUUUAAUUCAUACAAUAUGAAGGAGAAAGCCUGGUCUAAGAAGAUGCUGUCUUUCGAUAGAAACACUUUCUAAGAUGUUACAGAUUGAAAAUUAGAGAAUCUGAUUGCUGUUGGCUUUUUGUUUGUUUGUAAAGAAAAAAAUGUCUGGCUUCUUCUACUAUUUGUUUUUACUAUCAAAUAAUAUUUCUUAAUUUCUUGUCAUCCUUGUGUGUAAAAUGGGUGCUGGGGGGUGGCGGGGUAGAGGAGGGAGAACGUAUGUGUGUGUGGGUGUGGGUGUUUGUGCUGGGAUAGAUAAGCUACCUGGUAAAGGGUACAUUUGAACAUUUACAAAGUGUUAUACUUUUUACUAAAAGAAAAAUGUUUGGGGGUUUGAAAAAGUGGACCAUCACUUGUCAUUGGAACCCGUUAAUCAAGAAAACCAGCAUGGUUUGACACCACAUGGGAACAUGAAUAACUUUUUCUCAUGCUUUGAAAAGUACACUUGGCAAAAUUUUAAAAAAUAAUGUUUUUAGACAAAUGCGAUAAGAAACCGUCAUUUCCAGUCACAGUAGGUGAUCUUUUGUAAUUUUCAUAAAAGCAGUUCGUUUGCAGUAUGGCUUUUGUGUAGUCAGGGGUUUUUUAAGCGUAAAGAAAGGUAUGUGGGCUUUAAAAGUGAUUCUAAAUCUUGGAUAGGAAACACAUGAAUUGGCUUUAAUAAAUGUCACCUUUUUAUUAUUGACAUCAAUUUAAGUAAUGGUACCAUAUAUUUUUUAAAAUACAUACUGACUUGAAUUGUGAGGCAAUAAGAUUCCUUCUAUAUGUAAUGAUCACAGAACUAACCCUUAUAAUAUAGUUUUACUUAUUUUGUUUACUCUAAAAAUCUAUAGCAGAGUUUCUCUAUUUUAUAUUUCAUAGAUUAAAAAAAAAAAACCCAAAUAAUGAUGGAUUUUAAAUUCACUGUGGAAAGAGUAUUGAGCAACAAACUGAGUUUAAAAAAAAAAAUAGUAAGAAAUUCCUUAGUAAUCUGGAAUAUUCUACAUGGCUUUAUUACAUAGCAUAUAAAACCAAGAAUUAGAGGGCUGUCUUCAACAUCACUGCCAUUUUGAAGCAGGGUACACACAUUAGGUAUCGUGAAAAACAUCAAUCCAAACUUUUCUUCUGUUGUUUGCACUGAUGCUAAUUUUUUGUUCUUUUAUGUUUAUGCAACAUGUCUAUGUUGUGUGGGGGAAAUUUUUUUCCUUUUUUUUUUUUUUUUUGGCUAAGUAGAGGACAUGGACUAGUUGUUGCAAACAAAACACACGGUUUGCUCUUGCCAAAGGUCAGUGAGUGAGUCGAUUUGCUGCAGUGACGGCCGACUUAGAGAACUAGAUGACGACAAAGAUUUAAAACUAUAAAGAAGGUUACAGUGUAACUAUUUUGGUACUAGAACCAGUUCAUGCUGGCCAAAAAGACAAUGGUUUAUGGACUUGCAUCCAUUUUGUAUUUUUGUAAUAUUUGUAAAUAUGAACUUUUUAAAUUGUUGCAGAAAUGGUUUCUUUUUGUAAGAUGUUUUCAACGUUUACAUUCAACUCAAGCCUUUGUAUAUUUUAGAGCUGUGCAACACUUUAAGUCUUGUAUUUAUUUUUAGUAAAAAUGGUGACAGUUUCAUUGUGAACCCCUCUCAAAAAAAUGUACCAGAAAAGUUUGAUUACCUAGAAAGUGUGUAUAGAAACUGCAAAUAAACGUGACUGCAAUUAAACAACCGGUUUCCCUUGGAUUAUGUAAUU